Physella acuta is the source of this 1398-nucleotide messenger RNA. RefSeq lists its product as uncharacterized. The record is from RefSeq and is a predicted model, not a curated record. NCBI's taxonomy places the organism in Eukaryota, Metazoa, Mollusca, Gastropoda, Physidae.
AUACACCGCGAAGAAGGUAGACGGGGGCUGGCGUUAAAAGUUUGUAGUUGCGGGGAGGUCGCGAGGCUAGGGCGCAUUACUUGAGCGUGAGUGGAUGUAAACAGGCCAGCGAUUACCGCAGUGAGUGUUUUUGUUUGAGAAAAAAAGGGGAAGUGUCCGUGUCUUUCACCUGAAGGCGGAGGAAAGGGUUGCUGUUGUGAUUCGUAUACGGACCAGUGAUCUAUUUAUUUAUAAAUAUUUGAGGUUUAUGUUUCUGUUUACCUCUCGACCCGACGGGGUAAACAUCGGUGCGUGUGUGUGAUCAAGCGUGGUGUAGUUUAUUUCAUCAAUGAGCUGAGUAAGGUAGAUGAAAACGUUCAUUGGCGUGGUCGUCUUACGACUUUAUAAUUAAUUAGUGCCUGGAUGAUUAUUUCUGCGUUAUACGCCAGACCAGGAUGGUGUCUGCUUCACGGAUGGCUGACCACCUGAGUUGUCUGGAACCCAGGUGUAGGUGAGCACAGGAUCGUUGAGUGCUGACCAGUAGGUGUUGACCUAAGGGGAGCUACAAUGGAGGUUUGCUGGACACAGAGGAUUUACCUGUUGAGCCAAGUCUUAAUGGUGUGGGUCACUUCUAGCUAUGGUAUCAUCAGGUGCGACUGCAACACUCAGGAGUGCAAGGACAGCGGGAAGACGACCUGUGUCGGCACCAAGACCUGCUACACGGAACUCUAUCAGAACAACCUACAACGGGGCUGCGACCCAACGCCCCUGGCGUGUGAGAACCGCCGACCCCUGAUGGGGGAGGGGGUGGAGUGGCCGGCCUUGUACUGCUGUAAUCACAAGGAUUUAUGUAACAAAUUUGCAACACCCAUCAUCUCGACGCCUGGCGUCACAGAUAAAGAUGUCCCCGUGGACAGCCCCAGCACAUUCGUCCCCCCAGUUUUGAACUGCUCCGACGCCCAGCACCGCACGUCACAGACCCGGAUCAUCAACCCCAUCUACAUCGCCGUGCCAGUCGCCGGCGUGUGCGUGCUGCUGGCGCUGGUCAUCUUCGCCAUGUACCUGCUCCGUCGUCGCACGGACUACCACCACGACAGCUCCUACUACCACGAGCACGCGACCAACGCGACCCCCAAGCAGAACGUCGCGCCCCAUCACUGCCAGUGCUUGUGUAAAAAACAGACGGUCCCGCCGUGCACUAAGGGCAACCGCUGCACGGACAGCGAGAGGUCAUCCUCUGGCAGCGAGACCAAGUUCUUCCUCCAGUCCUGACAGCUGCGGGGCGGGGUCGUCGACCUGGUGUAAAUAAAAAACUACAGGCAGGGCAGCUGGGUUCUAUGCUGGGGGCUGGUCAGUGGACAGAGAACAGCUGGGUUUAUGCUGGGGGCUGGUCAGUGGACAGAGAACAGCUGGGUUUAU